Molecule: messenger RNA, 5820 nt
Organism: Helianthus annuus (common sunflower)
Lineage: Eukaryota; Viridiplantae; Streptophyta; Magnoliopsida; Asterales; Asteraceae
Product: protein CHROMATIN REMODELING 5
Exons: 29
Coding region: 415-5466 (1683 amino acids)
Biological process (GO): regulation of transcription by RNA polymerase II; nucleosome organization
Cellular component (GO): chromatin; nucleus
Molecular function (GO): DNA binding; ATP hydrolysis activity; ATP-dependent chromatin remodeler activity
Source: RefSeq, a predicted model, not a curated record
AACUAAGCCUUCCUCAAAAAUUCCCCAAAUCCCCCCCUCUUUCUUUGUCAGUCUCACACAAAAUACGCAUUACAAAACCUCUCUUUCUCUCUCACCGGACAUUAUCAAACAGGUGAAUCCAGUCGCCUCCGUCGCUAAUCCCGUGUCUAACCGUACACCCGUGAGUCUCCUUCGAUUCGUUUUCGCAACACUUCUCUCGUUGUUAUUUCCGUUUUCCGCCCGCACCUGUUUUCUCCUCCGCCGAGGCCUUUUCUCCGGCGAUUGCUAACUUGCGCCGUGUUUUGUUCCUACACCGACGCACGUAAUACGUAUAGAUGUACAUAUGUUUGUGGAACGUAUGAUUAUGUGAAGGUGAUUGGGAAACAAGGCACUCGAUUUGAAUGAAGCAGUGCAAGUGGAGUAACUGAAGGGAGGAUGGCCUAUUUUGGAAACUACACGAAUGGAACAGUUGCAGCAGGCGGUGUAUUAAAUGACAAGAGCCAGCAUGGAAGUAUUGAUAGAGCUGAAAAUAACGUAAGCAAUGAUGAUUUAGAUGCAACAUUAUGCAUCGGUAAGGAGUUUGAAACAAAGAUGGAAGAUGGACGGUACGGGAGUGAUGGUGAACCAUAUGCUAUGAGUAGGAUGCAGUACGACACAACAGCUGGUAAUGGUGAAGGUAGCUUAUCAAAUUUACAAGCUUCUACUAGUACAAAAAAGGCAGCUGGGAGAUGGGGCUCGACUUUUUGGAAGGACUAUCAACCCAUGCAUCAAAAACCCGAGUUAGAGUCCAUGCAAGAAUCAAAAAGCAGUUCUGGAUAUAAAAAUGAAGAAGGCUCUGACAAUGACUUGUCAGAAGUGGAUAAGGCACAUAAAGGUCAAAAUGUGGAUGAGAUGUUGUCUGAUGAUUACUACGAACAGGAGGAAGAUCAAGGCGAUGCCUUGCGCAACAAAUUUUUAAAUAACGCCGAUGGCUAUCCUUCAAAAUCGCAGUCGAACCUGACUGUAGCUGCUUCCAAUAACUUCGUGCGUGGGAAGAAGUCAAAAGCUUCUUAUGUUGGUGAAUAUGAAGACGAUUUUGAGUAUGAGGACGAUGAUGUUGAUGAAGAUGACCCUGAUGAUGUGGAUUUUGAUCCAGACUUUGGCACCGCAAGCGUUGGAAGAGAGAACAAGGAUGAAGACUGGGAAGGUGGAGACUUUGAUGAAGUCGAUAAUUCUGAUGAUGAUGAAUUAGACAUUUCAGUUGAUGAUGAUGACGACUUUUAUAAGAAACCAAGGCGGAAGGGUGUGCGUGGCAAUGUGAAGUCUGGUAGAGAACCUAAAUUAUCUACAAUUUCCAAUCGGAGGAAGAGAGGUAGAACAAUUUUUGAAGAGGAAUACUCAUCAGCAAAUGAUUCAGAGGAUGAUUUCGAAGAUCACUUUAAAAGUACAGGCGGGAGAAGCAGACAUAUCCACAAAAAAACUAGCGGUCGAUCCAUUUUUUCAAAAGCUCCUGGAAGUAAUAAUGAAGUGCGAACUUCUACUCGAUCUGUGCAGAAAGUAUCGUAUGCUGAAAGUGAAGAAAGUGAAGAAAAUGAUGAAGAUAUCAAGAGAAAGAGGCAAAAGGAGGGAAAUGAAGAGGAAGAUCGUGACACUAUUGAGAAAGUGCUAUGGCAUCAGCCAAAAGGAAUGGCUGAAGAAGCUGAACGGAACAACAAAUCAACAGAGCCUUUAUUGUUGAGCCAUUUAUUUGACUCGGAACCAGAUUGGAAUGAGAUUGAAUUUUUUAUCAAAUGGAAAGGUCAAUCACAUUUGCAUUGCCAAUGGAAAUCAUAUUCGGAUUUACAAACAUUGAGUGGCUUUAAGAAAGUUCUGAAUUACACUAAAAGGGUAACGGAGGAUAUCAAGUACAGAAGAAAAGUGUCUCGUGAGGAGAUUGAGGUAAUCGAUGUGAGCAAGGAGAUGGAUUUGGAUCUUAUCAAGCAGAAUUGUCAGGUGGAGCGGAUAAUUGCUGAUAGACUCAGCAAAGAAGGGUCUGGACCACCAGAAUAUUUGGUCAAGUGGCAAGGUCUCUCUUAUGCUGAAGCUACAUGGGAGAAGUUUGUUGAUAUUGCUUUUGCUCAGGCAGCUAUUGAUGAAUAUAAGGCUCGUGAAGCUGCCCUGACAGCUAAUCAGGGAAAAAUGGUAGAUUUUCAGCGAAGAUAUAGUAAAGCAAGUUUGAGAAAGCUCGAGCAACAGCCUGAGUGGUUAAAAGGUGGUAAACUUAGAGAUUAUCAGCUUGAUGGCUUGAAUUUUCUUGUUAACAGUUGGAGAAACGAUACUAAUGUCAUAUUAGCUGAUGAAAUGGGCCUUGGGAAGACUGUUCAGUCAGUUUCUAUGCUUGGUUUUUUGCAGAAUGCUCAAAAGAUUCGUGGCCCAUUUCUUGUUGUUGUACCUCUAUCGACUUUGUCAAAUUGGGCCAAGGAAUUUAGGAAGUGGCUUCCUAAUAUGAACGUAAUCAUAUAUGUUGGGACUCGUGCAAGCCGAGAGGUUUGUCAGCAGUAUGAAUUUUUCUCUGAAAAGACUGGCAAGGGUACGAAGUUUGACGCUCUGUUAACUACAUACGAAGUUUUGUUGAAGGAUAGGACUGUGCUCUCUAAAAUAAAUUGGAACUAUCUUAUGGUUGAUGAAGCACAUAGAUUAAAAAACAGUGAAGCUUCAUUGUAUACAACACUUAAGGAAUUCAGCACCAAGAACAAGCUUCUUAUUACUGGUACCCCCCUGCAGAAUAGUGUAGAAGAACUAUGGGCCUUACUUCACUUUCUGGACUCGGAUAAAUUUCACAGUAAGGACGAGUUUGUUCAAAAUUACAAGAACCUUGGUUCAUUUGAUGAAAUUGAGCUUGCUAAUCUUCAUAUGGAACUGAGACCUCACAUUCUGCGAAGAGUUAUUAAAGAUGUUGAGAAGUCCUUGCCCCCAAAGAUCGAGCGAGUUCUCAGGGUUGAGAUGUCUCCGCUACAGAAACAGUAUUACAAGUGGAUUUUGGAACGCAACUUUCAUGACUUGAACAAAGGUGUACGUGGAAAUCAGGUUUCUCUUUUGAACAUUGUGGUAGAGUUGAAGAAAUGUUGUAAUCAUCCUUUCCUCUUUGAGAGCGCGGACCAUGGUUAUGGUGGAGACUCUAGUAUUACAGGCAGCAGUAAACUUGAAAGAAUAAUUCUUAGCAGUGGAAAGCUUGUUAUCCUUGACAAGCUUCUUGACCGAUUGCACGAGACAAAUCACCGGGUUUUAAUAUUUUCGCAGAUGGUGAGGAUGUUGGACAUUCUUGCAGAAUAUUUGUCAAUUAAAGGGUUCAAGUAUCAGAGGCUUGACGGGAGUACAAAGGCUGAGGUGCGCCACCAGGCUAUGGACCAUUUUAACGCACCUGGUAGCGAUGAUUUUUGUUUUCUUCUUUCCACUCGAGCUGGUGGUUUAGGUAUCAAUCUUGCCACAGCAGAUACUGUCAUCAUAUUUGAUUCGGACUGGAACCCUCAGAAUGAUCUGCAGGCAAUGAGCAGAGCUCACAGGAUUGGACAACAAGAAGUGGUUAAUAUUUAUAGGUUCGUGACUAGCAAAAGUGUUGAGGAAGACAUCUUGGAACGUGCUAAAAAGAAAAUGGUACUUGACCAUUUGGUCAUUCAGAAACUAAAUGCAGAGGGAAGAUUGGAGAAGAAAGAAGCAAAAAAAGCGAGUACCUUUGACAAGAAUGAGCUAUCAGCUAUUUUGCGCUUUGGGGCAGAGGAGCUGUUUAAAGAAGAGAAAAACGAUGAAGAAAACAAAAAGAGGCUUUUGAGCAUGGACAUUGAUGAAAUUCUCGAAAGAGCAGAAAAGGUCGAACAAAAGGGAGCGGAGGAUGAAAAAGGGCAUGAAUUACUGAGUGCAUUUAAGGUUGCUAAUUUUGCAUCUGCUGAAGAUGAUGGAAGUUUUUGGAGUCGAUGGAUAAAACCUGAUGCUGUUUCACAGGCUGAGGAAGCUCUAGCCCCUCGAGCUGCAAGAAACAGCAAGAGUUAUGCUGAGGUCAUCCCACCAGAACGGGUGAACAAAAGGAAAAAGAAAGGUGUUGAAUCUCAUGAGAGGGCCACAAAGAGGAGAAAUGCUGCUGAUCAUUCUAGUUAUUUGCCCCCACCACUUGAAGGAGCUUCUGCUCAAGUAAGAGGCUGGUCCUAUGGGACCUUGCCAAAGAGAGACGCUACUCGUUUUUUCCGUGCGGUCAAGAAGUACGGUAAUGAUAGUCAAAUUAGCUUAAUUGCAGCAGAAGUGGGUGGGUCUGUUGAAGCUGCUCCUGUAGAAACUCAGAUUGAACUUUUUGAUAUACUGAUAGAGGGAUGCAGAGAAGCAGUUAAUGUAGGAAGCCUGGAUCCAAAGGGACCCCUGUUGGAUUUUUUUGGUGUUCCAGUGAAGGCAGAUGAUUUAUUAAGUCGUGUUGAGGAGCUUCAACUUCUGUCCAAGCGGAUUAACCGCUACAAUGAUCCCAUCUCACAGUUUCAGGCUUUGAUGUACCUCAAACCUGCUACCUGGUCUAAAGGUUGUGGGUGGAACCAAAAGGAUGAUGCUAGAUUGCUAUUGGGGAUUCACUAUCAUGGGUUUGGGAACUGGGAAAAGAUAAGGUUAGAUGAAAAGCUCGGUCUUUCGAAAAAGAUUGCCCCCAUGGAACUUCAGCAUCACGAAACCUUCCUACCACGAGCUCCCCAGUUAAAAGAAAGGGCUUCUCAACUUCUUGAAAUGGAACUUGUUGCUGUUGGUGGGAAAACCUCGGGGGCCAAAGGUGGGCGAAAGGGUUCUAAAAAGCAGAAAGAUCAUCUUCCAAACAUGCCAGUUUCUCGUAGCAAAGCAAAAGCAGAGCCAAUGAAUAAAUUAAAACUGACACGCGCGCACAAGGAGAAUGCUUUGGUUAAAGAGGAAGGUGAGAUGUCUGACAAUGAACAAGUGUAUGAGCAGUUCAAGGAAGUUAAAUGGAUGGAAUGGUGUGAAGAUGUCUUGAUUGAUGAAAAAAAGACACUUGAGCGUCUUCACAGGUUGCAAACCACUAGUGCUGAUCUUCCUAAAGAAAAGGUGCUUUCAAGAAUCAGAAACUAUCUGCAGGUUCUUGGGAACAGGAUUGAUCAAAUUGUUAUCGACCACGAGGCUGAUCCAUCAAAACAAGAAAGGAUGACAACACGGCUAUGGAACUAUGUCUCAACCUUCUCAAAUUUAUCGGGGCCCAAACUUCAUCAAAUAUAUUCUAAACUCAAACAAGAGAAGGAGGCUGCGGGAUCAUCAUCAUCCCACAUAAACGGGAAGAGUCAAUCAUCUACCCUACUUAACAAAGGGUUGGUAGAUACGGAAAAAUUUGAAGCAUGGAAAAGGAGGCGGCGAGCUGAAUCAGAUACAAAUUCCCGCCAUGCCACACCUUCUGAUCCAACUUCAGGUAUUCUUGGUCCACCACCAUCUCAAAUCCGCCCACAAAGGACCCGCAACACGGGUUUCGGUUCAAAACAGGUAAUUCCGCCUUGAUCUAAACGGGCAAAUGGUUUGCGGUUUUCACAAAUGUUUAGUUGCCUGAAGCUGCAAAGCAUCUUCAGAAUGCGCACAUGUGUGAAAAUUUAUAUCUGCUUGAGUUGAGAUGAAACAAAACAAAGGACAAAGUGCAUCGAAUCAAUCAUGCAACCUUAAUACUUUCUUCCUUUAUUCUCCUUUUUUUUUCUGAUAUAAAUUUAGAUAACUUGGUUUAUUUUGUAUAUAUAAUGGGUAGUUAAAUGAAUUCUAUGGUCCAUAUUGGGUGGGAUAUAGCUUCUUUGUAUUGGUAUCUUCAACUUCUAAUAUUCGGUUUUGAAAUCCAAGUGUUUUCCGAUGCUUUUAAUGGUACCA